AUGACCAAAUGGACACGCGGCCUCGGCCACUUCUCCCUUGAUGGAUGGCCUCUCUACAUUUCCGGUUUCAAGUUAACCGACACUUGGAACAUGAAUGUGUCUACUUUUACAUGAAACUAAUUCUAUUGAGAAAUAAAAAAAAAUGUUUCUCGUGAUGGAUUCUUCAAUUGAUAUCGAACAGUUCGCCGGCUGAUAGUCGCUUGGAAAAUUUGGCCUAGGUCAUUGCGGAAGAAGAGGAGCAGCUCAAGGUGUAAAAGUGUUAUUGCGCGAGAAAGCGACGAGGCGCAGAUGGCGCAGGCCAUUUGUUGCAAAUCAGACGGCCACGAAAUGGUCCUUGGUAAUCAAGGAUGAACUGGAGUUAACUGCCGUCUGUUAGGUAAAUUCGAUUAAAUCCGAAAAAAGAGUUUGCUGUAAAGAGGCUUUCGUAAUACUUUUUCUUAUGAAAUCAUUUUUGUUUUUAUCAAGUACUAGUUAAGUUUUUUUAAUGUAGGAAAAAAAGGGAAAAAAAGGGAAAAAAAGGAAAAAAAGAACAAAUAAUUGAAAAUUCUAUGAAAGACUGUUAAAUUACUCAUUAAAGGGCAAGAUCGAGAGAGUCAAACAAAAAAAAAAUAAAAAUAAGAGUAGGGAGAGCCAGAAAGAAAUGUGAACGGAAGAAUUGAGGAGAAUAGAUGCUUGGUUCAUGGAACGAUCUAUCGCCUUGGUUAUUAACGCUCGUAUGAUGUGGUGCUUUGUAUAUUCAUUAAGGGUCCACGCUUAAUGUGUACCAGCGCAUAUUAAGGUUCCUCAGAGGUCUGAAUCACAUACAUGACAGUGGUAAAUGACAAUGAUAUGAAACGGUACGAGUUUCAUUGCUAGAGUCCUAUCCAUCAUGAGUAUACGAGUAAAAAAAAACUUGAAUAACAGAGAUGUAAACUACAAAAUAUAAGAUAAUGGAUAUUCAGUUAAUAUGUAGAACUGCUUGGCAACAAAAAAGAGGAAGCAAAAGCCGCACGAGGCCAACAGUUGUCCGUUGGCAGGAUGAGAGGUUGGCACAAGUCCAAGCGCCUGAGGAUAAAGAAGCCGACAAAACGCGGUUUGGAAAAGAAAGCACGGAGAGCGAUUUGGUGGCCGCCGGUCAUUUUCCGGCCGUGCCCGCAAGCACAAAAACUGCCUCCGUAUGUUUGUGUGCUUGCACGGCUCAUUCGCCGGCAUCCGAAAGCAACUGCGGCCGUCCAGCAACCCGUUCAGCCACCUAAAGCGUUCACAGCGAAAUCGAUUUCGAAAGACUAUUUACAGUGGGAAGUAGGAAUUUUUUACAUAGUCAAAGCUGGGCAGUUACAAGAAAAAUUGAAGAAUCCUCAAAUGAAGCGAUUUCCUUUUUAGCUCAUGAGGAUCUGUCGAUUAGCCGAUUAGUUUUUAGAAGCUCUCACUUCCAACUAAAUUACUUUAAUGUUCUGUUUCAAAAAACAUGACUCAAACUACUACCAGCAAAGAUGAAAAAAGAAAUCCGCGUAAAGUAUUAGAAUGAAAAACAGAAAUUAAAUUAAUGGCAUCCGAACGACAUCAAGGGAAAUAUCAAAAACUACAUUUUGAACCUCGAAAAAACAUCACUCAAAAUCUGAGCCUUAUCAAACUUAAUAGAGUUAUAAAAUUAGCUAUCUAUCUAUAUAUAUAUAUAUAUAUCUAUAUCUAUGUAGAAAAUUUCUUUUGCCGGCGCUCUGUGGGAUCCACUGUUUUGGACGCCUUGCAUGCCCUGCAUUUAAACCGACGCGCAAAAAAACUGUAAAAAAAUGAAUUAAUUUUGUUUUACAAUUAAAAAAAUAUUUUUUUCUGGUUCAAAAACAAGUGAUUUCUUUAUUGCGCAAAGCACUAUAAUCUGCAGUUGUGUAAGUUACCUAACUAAAAACUUUUUUUAAAAAAUCAGAUAUUAGGAAUUUUUUUAUUUCUGAAGGCGGCCACUGUCGAAGGGACGUUCUCACUGGUGACAAAAAGAAGUGGCGGCGAAUUGAGAGCAAACAAAUUAUCAGAAACGGGGUGAGUAGCCUCCGGUCAUCAUUUGUUCUGCCUAUUUGUGGAAAUCACACUUUUGUUGUCAUCAGCAAACACUUAAGCGCACAUAAAUUUUCUAACUUUUGUUAUCAGCAAUUCUUCCAUUACUUCAAAUAACGCAUUUUCAAGACGGCUUUAAGGUCGCCAGUGGCCGGUCUUCUGAUUCGUGGCCAAGAAACUGAUUAAAAUUUUGUCUCUUGCAAUUUUUUUUUGAAAAGUACGUACCUCUUGAGGGAGCAAGUAUAUUCACAUCUUGAUAACUACAGAAACUUCCAUUUUAUUACCAAAAAAAUUUCCUAAGCUACCGUAAUGCCAAUGGUCGUCUUAAACCACUCCAGUUCAGACUUACAGACCCGACCGGUUUACACCGUGCCAUCUUCGCUGGCCUUACUAGACCAUUUUUGACUAGAUUUUCUAUUUCCUGUUUUCGACAUCAAUAGAUAAAAAAAUUACAAAAAGUACGAUUUUUUACUUACUGAAGACGGAUUUCUCAAAUUCACACCAGUACAGACCUACUGGGAUCCGCCCAAUUUGCAUUGCGCCGUUUCCGCUGGCCAUACUAGAGUAUUUUCGACCUUUCUUUCUAUUAAAAAAGGAACAAGGCUAUUUUCGACCUUAAUAGAUGAACAAUUUCAGAAAAAGACGACUUUUUACUCUUCAUUCAAAAUUUCAAUUUUUUUUUUAGCUUUUCUUAAAGAAGUCACAGACGCGUACGUUUGGGUUGAAAUUUUUCAGUUCUAAUUAGUUGUUUAGUCUGAGAAUGAGGUUUUCUACAGCGGCUCUUGUUGCAGGAACGAUCAAAAGUUUCCAUGGCACUGGGGUCUGUCGUCAGGCGACGGAUGUCAUUGUUCGCCCCAUUUCGCUUCAAAGAUGCGGCCUGAAGUUGCUGUCGUUUUCAUGUUCGCCAGUAGUUUCUGUACAGGUAAAUUUGCCUUGAUUUUCCUGAAACCGUGUUAAUGAACAUUUUCGUUUUCAGCUGAGGGCCUUUCUUGUCACUAUUGUGGCGGCGCGGACGCCAUCCCAUCAUUUGCCAAAAACGCCAUCAACUCGUUGAACUUGUCGACCAAUGUGAGAUAAGAGGGGCAGUAUAAUACAAAAUUGCCAACGCCUACAACCUAUGGUCUAAAAAAGAAAAGAAAGAAAGAAACCUAACUUAAUUGGAAAAUUACUGAAUCAACUGAAACUGUCUUCACUCCAACUAUUUUUAUGUUGAAACUGAGUCUGAACUUCUAAUAGUUAUGAAUCGGGGAAUAUACCGAGGGAAGUGUUGCUGAUGAAACGGAUCAGGUUCAGGUCGAUCUGUUCGGUGACUGCAAGGCGAACAGCGGCUCCAACGUUUGUUCUGACGGGCUAUUCUGCAUCAAACGAGCCGGUAAAUUGCCUUCCCUUUCUUUUGCGCCGUGAAAAGAGCCUCGGACUCAGAACUGCUGUUUCAGUGAUAUAUGAGAUUGGCUUCCAGGGUAUAUCUUUCAAAUGGAACACGUACACUAAGGUUGCUUUUCUUUGAAUUUCUCUGAGACAAAGAUUCAGGGAUGUGCCAAUAAGAGAGUUGACAACGACGGCAUCGCGACCAACACCUGCUACGACCUCGGGAAAUCUUCCAACACUACUGGAUACAGUGUGGUGAGUUUUGGAAUUAAAACUGCUUAUUUCUUGUAUUUUGUAAUCUUCUUGAUUCUAAAUUUACAGCGCCGCCGAGACUGCUAUUGCCAAAAGCCUGAUCUUUGCAACUCGGCCCAGACUUUCCGGAAUUUCCACGAAAUGAUGGCUUUUCGUGGGUUUCGCCUUGUUUGUCUCCGCUCAGUCUUAACAACGCAACUUGUUUAUAGCCAAAUGAUUGAAUAA
Caenorhabditis auriculariae is the source of this 3873-nucleotide messenger RNA. NCBI's taxonomy places the organism in Eukaryota, Metazoa, Nematoda, Chromadorea, Rhabditida, Rhabditidae. The record is from the annotation of a GenBank genome assembly.